AUGUGGUCCAAAGAUGGGUACAGUGUUUUUCGACCGCUUCACUUCGAGAAGCCAAUACGACAUCCAGAGAAUCUCUUGCCCUUGCCUCCAUCAGCUCUGCAAAGACGAAAAUCCCUUCGAGAUGCAUCAGAGCUAAAUUCUUCGACUCAUUCCGCCCCAAAUUCCGCUUAUCUCUCACCAACAACGUCACACGGUGGAGAGAUUCGGAGAACAAGAAGGUUCCUUCAAAAAUAU
Mesorhabditis belari is the source of this 234-nucleotide messenger RNA. The record is from the annotation of a GenBank genome assembly. NCBI's taxonomy places the organism in Eukaryota, Metazoa, Nematoda, Chromadorea, Rhabditida, Rhabditidae.